GCCUUUUUGGCAGGUGGUCGCUGGCGGAAUGGCGGUUGUGGCUGCAGUUCGGGGGUCCCAGGGAGGGCGGCGCCUCUGGCUCGGGAUCCCUCGGAAGGCAAAUCUUGGCUGGAGUUCCUCGUCCUUCUUUUCAUCCUCUUCAGUGCCAACAACCAAACUGUUCAUUGAUGGCAAGUUUGUUGAGUCCAAAAGUAAUGAAUGGAUUGAUAUCCACAACCCAGCCACCAACGAAGUGGUUGGCCGUGUCCCAAAAGCCACACAGAGUGAGAUGGAAGCAGCGAUGGCUUCGUGCAAAAAAUCUUUACCAAACUGGUCUGAGACGUCAGUUCUGAGUCGACAGCAAGUCUUCCUGCGAUACCAACAGCUCAUCAAAGACAAUCUGAAAGAAAUUUCAAAACUGAUCACUUUGGAGCAAGGGAAGACCCUGGCUGAUGCAGAGGGAGAUGUGUUCCGAGGCCUCCAGGUGGUUGAACAUGCUUGUAGCGUGACGUCCCUUAUGCUGGGCGAGACUCUUCCUUCCAUCACUAAAGACAUGGACACUUUCACCUAUCGUUUGCCUCUGGGUGUGUGUGCAGGCAUUGCACCCUUCAAUUUCCCAGCCAUGAUUCCUCUUUGGAUGUUCCCCAUGGCCAUGGUGUGUGGAAACACGUUUUUGAUGAAGCCUUCAGAGCGUGUGCCAGGAGCCCUCAUGUUCCUUGCCAAGCUGCUACAGGAUGCUGGUGCCCCUGAUGGAACACUGAACAUCAUCCAUGGGCAACAUGAAGCUGUGAAUUUUAUUUGUGACCAUCCUGAUAUUAAGGCCAUCAGCUUUGUAGGAUCUAAUCAGGCUGGAGAAUAUAUCUAUGAAAGGGGUUCCAAGCACGGCAAGAGAGUGCAGGCCAAUAUGGGAGCUAAGAACCAUGGAGUGGUAAUGCCAGAUGCAAAUAAGGAGAACACCCUGAAUCAACUGGUUGGAGCAGCUUUUGGAGCAGCUGGGCAGCGCUGUAUGGCAUUAUCUACAGCAGUCCUGGUGGGGGAGGCUCAAAAAUGGCUUCCAGAACUGGUGGAGAGAGCAAAGAACCUGCGAGUUAAUGCAGGAGACCAACCUGGAGCAGAUUUGGGGCCCCUGAUCAGCCCCCAGGCGAAGGAGCGUGUCUCUCAACUGAUUGACAGUGGAAUAAAGGAAGGGGCAAGUGUUCUCCUUGAUGGACGAAAGAUCAGAGUGAAAGGUUUUGAAAGCGGCAAUUUCGUUGGACCGACUAUCCUUGCAAAGGUCAAGCCUAAUAUGACCUGCUAUAAAGAGGAAAUCUUUGGACCAGUUCUAGUGGUUAUGGAAGCAGAGAGUCUGGAUGAAGCAAUUGAAAUAGUAAAUAAGAACCCGUAUGGGAAUGGAACAGCCAUCUUCACCACUAAUGGUGCCACUGCUCGGAAAUACUCCCAUCUAGUGGACGUUGGACAGAUUGGUGUGAAUGUUCCAAUUCCAGUGCCUUUGCCAAUGUUCUCCUUCACUGGCUCUCGUGGGUCCUUCAGGGGAGACACCAAUUUCUAUGGCAAACAGGGGGUGCAGUUCUACACACAGCUGAAGACGGUUACCUCUCAGUGGAAAGAGGAAGAUGCCACUGUUGCCAAGCCUGCCGUAGUGAUGCCAACCAUGGGGAACUAAAGCAGCUUGUUAUACUUGCUGUUGAAAGUAUUCACUUACUAUGGUGCACACUACUUUGGGAUGUUCCCUGUUGCCAUUGUUGCUUCAUUUCAGAUCAAACUAGCCAGGGUCCUUUAAUACAAAAUUGAGAUUUCCCAUUGAUGUAUCAGAAAACUAUGCUAUUUUUUUUUCUUGUAGAGGAUAUAUUCCGUCAAUAACCAGGCAAAAGCAGGAUCGGCUUCUUUUGUCCCAUCCAUGUGACAUUGUUGAGAGUCCAAACUCUAUUUUCCAUGGAAUGUUAGUUUUUAAGAACCAGUUGCUGCAGUCGCUGCUAUUGCUCUAUUCACAGCUCAUGUGUCAUCUUGCUGUAAAGAUGUAAUUCAACGCUUCCCCACCACUACCAAGAAAAUCUGGAUAUCUUUGAGAAAUAGGUUUUCUCAUAACAGGACUGCACCGUACAAUGUGGGAGAGGCAAAUCCUGACUGGCCCUUAAUUCUAAUCAAUAGUUUUCAAGAAUCUUACACACAUGAAAUAGCUGUUUCAACGCAUGUCAGUGAAAUCUCAACUUCAUUCAGAACGUUCAUUUAUCAUGUAUGCAGCCAGGCAUUAUGAUAACUCCAUUUCAAAAUGAACAGAUUUUCUACCUUACACAGUGGUGUGCCUGCCUACCAACUAUUCAUGUACUGAAUAUUUUUGGAAUCAGACCUUUUUUCUGGGAGUAUGAAGACCACUGUGGCACCGGAAAAGCAGAAAGAAUUUUUUAAAGAGCCAAAUGUUUUUAUCAACAUCACUUUAACUGGGAUCCCACUUUCCAUUGCACAAGUAUAAGUGGAGAAUGUUAGACUCUAGCACUACUUGCAAGAAAGUUUGUCAUCCUAUAUAUUUAGGACACAUACAACACUUGACAAGGAGGAAUUGGGUUACGCAGCAAGAGGGUAGUGUUCACAGGUUAGCUAUGGGAUGACAGUGCUACUCCUUUUGGGCUUUGUGAUUUUCUGUUAGUUUUUAAACUCACAAGAUGUUUCCUUGCUCUUGGAAAUUAUGCUGUUGCUUUUUGUUGUCUAAUCAAACAAAUUGGAUUUAUCUGAUAUUCUGCAUUUGUAACUAGCAAGUGCUUAAAUUAAACAUGAUCAGCACUAGCUGAAUUGGUUAUUCCUCUGUAUGCUAGAAGGUUUCACAUCUGUGUUAAUCAUGAAUAAAAAGCUAUUAAAUGCAGAA
Messenger RNA from Elgaria multicarinata webbii, 2839 nucleotides. It is a transcript of the gene ALDH6A1, whose product is annotated as aldehyde dehydrogenase 6 family member A1. Gene Ontology annotation, biological process: L-valine catabolic process; thymine catabolic process. The transcript has 13 exons. Gene Ontology annotation, molecular function: methylmalonate-semialdehyde dehydrogenase (acylating, NAD+) activity; malonate-semialdehyde dehydrogenase (acetylating, [NAD(P)+]) activity. Bases 29 to 1642 code for a protein of 537 amino acids. Lineage: Eukaryota; Metazoa; Chordata; Lepidosauria; Squamata; Anguidae. The record is from RefSeq and is a predicted model, not a curated record. Gene Ontology annotation, cellular component: mitochondrion.